ACAAUCGAAUGUCAAUUUUUUGUUGUCUUGCUUGCUUGUUGUUGUACUUUGCCCGGAGUUUUAAAGUUUAAAAAGUUCGCUGAAUCUAUUCAAACAAGUGUAAUUUUUUAUUAAAACAUGGCGUUACCAACCGCCCAACCCGCCGAAGUACUUCGAGCGUGGCAAAAGGACGACUUGUACGAGAAACAGCUGGCGGAAUCAUUAUCAAAGUUGAUGUCAGCUAGAUACGCUUCCAAGGCGAUACCACUAUCUUCCGUGAUUUAUAGAUCCCUCACAACACUAAAGGACCUUCAAACUCUAGGUGAAGAGUACUCCGGCAUCGUACAAGUUGACGAAUGCUACAAUAAGUUACCGUCAUACUACAGUCGUUUGUUCAGCAUAAUUCUUUCAACUUUCGGCGAGAACAUUACAAGACGGCUGAUACACAGCAUAGAAAAGCGUGUCGAACAAAAUCCUUCUCUAACAAUUGAGGCACAGAAUGUACUUUUAGUGAGUCUUAAAACUUUGAGCAGCAUUUUACCUCAGAUACAAAACAUUCACCGUGGACUAGCUUAUAUCGGUGGUGGGCCAUUGCAGAUUGGUAAAACGCUCACUGGCAUAGACUAUGUGCACGUCAGACCCGCUGCAGCAGCUUACUACGCUCAUUUAAGACUCCUUGGUAUAGUUACUCUAUUACACGCAAUUGUGUCUUGCGGCCAGAGUCUUUAUAGAGCAAAGACACAUAUGGACCAAAUGAAGGAGGUUCCUAAUGAAGUAGAUAGUAAUAAAUCUUGUGUGGCCUGCUUAGAAGAAAUUGUACAGCCUUGUGUUCUUCCCUGUGGACAUAUAUUUUGUAUGCAGUGUUCAUACGGGGCAUUAGAAAACUGUGCUCUAUGCCGGUCACCAUUUACAAAGAACUCAGUGGUACCAUUGAUGAAUUAUUUUCCUGAAUAACUGUGAAAAUUUUAAUAUUUGAUUGUUAUAACUGAAGUAUGUAAUUUAAAUUACCUGAACUUGGUGGAGGAAAGUAAGAUUUGUUAUACCAAAAACAUGCAUGAGAUGACAAUCAGUAUGGGAAUAAUUAUUCUGUGUUGAAGCACAAUUUUAUGUUAUUGUAAUAAGAAAUUAUUUUAAAAUAUAAGAAUCUGUGAUAAGUUUUCAUUAUAACAGGGGACUAUAAAUAAACACAUUGUUUUGUUAAA
Molecule: messenger RNA, 1181 nt
Organism: Helicoverpa zea (corn earworm)
Lineage: Eukaryota; Metazoa; Arthropoda; Insecta; Lepidoptera; Noctuidae
Gene: Pex10
Product: peroxisome biogenesis factor 10
Exons: 1
Coding region: 118-933 (271 amino acids)
Biological process (GO): protein import into peroxisome matrix
Cellular component (GO): peroxisomal membrane
Molecular function (GO): zinc ion binding
Source: RefSeq, a predicted model, not a curated record